Molecule: messenger RNA, 4978 nt
Organism: Argiope bruennichi
Lineage: Eukaryota; Metazoa; Arthropoda; Arachnida; Araneae; Araneidae
Product: cell adhesion molecule Dscam2-like
Exons: 25
Coding region: 131-4891 (1586 amino acids)
Biological process (GO): dendrite self-avoidance; axon guidance; homophilic cell-cell adhesion
Cellular component (GO): axon; plasma membrane
Molecular function (GO): cell-cell adhesion mediator activity
Source: RefSeq, a predicted model, not a curated record
GCGACGAUACGCUGUUUACAGGAUAUCCCGUUAGAACUGUGAAAAGCAUCCGAUAACGUUGCUCUCACAGCGGUGUUUUGGAUGAGGAGUUUGAUGAGAUUUUGGCACUGACGGAUUAAUUUCCAAAGUGAUGAUAAUUAAAAGAAGAGGUUAUGAGAUGAUUCCGCUUUGGUUCAUCAUUUUGGUUUUCCUUGCUGUGCUAGUACUUGGCGACAGAUCUAACCGAAGAUUUAGAGGUCCCAACUUCGUCCACGAGCCAUUAGAAACUGUAGAAUUCUCAAACUCUACUGGUGCUGUGAUUUCCUGCUCAGCUCAAGGUUAUCCCGAACCAUCUAUUCGUUGGGAAAGGAGAGAUGGAACUCCUGUGUCAACUAUUCCUGGCAUACGACAGAUAAGACCAGAUAAUUCACUGGUAUUUUUUCCGAUAAAUACCGAUCAAUAUCGGCAGGACGUUCAUGCUGCUGUUUACCGUUGCAUAGCCUCAAAUAAAGUAGGCACAAUAAGAAGUCGAGACGUUGUUAUAAAAACAGUUCUACAGCAAUCGUACGAAGUCCAUGUCUCUGAUCAUUUUGUUAUCAGAGGCAGCACAGCGAUUCUCCAGUGCCAAAGCCCACCUGCUGUACGACCUUUUAUAAAAGUGAUGCUAUGGCUUCGGGAAGAUGGAGUUAGUAUCGGCUCUCCUGGAACAAUAGGUGACAAAUUCAAUAUAUUGCCAACUGGGGAAUUGCUCGUGAAGAGUGUCAUUCCAAGUGAUACUUUAAUUGGUUAUCAAUGCCAAGUUCAUCACCGAUUGAUUGGGGAAAGUAAGCUUAGCUCUACUUCAGGAAAAAUUAUUAUUAGAGAGCCUCAUUCGUCUUUACCGCCUACAAUAACAGAAUCACGGCCAAUCGUAAGAGCCCGAGAGGGUGAAAGAGUAUUCCUUCCCUGUGUGGGUCAAGGAUAUCCUACCCCUAGUUACAGGUGGGGAAGAAGAGAUGGUGAUAGGAUAACUUCAUUCCACUUGGGAGAAAGGAUUCUUCAGAAAGAUGGAAUACUCAUAAUACAACAGGCAGCUAUCCAAGAUACAGGAGUGUAUGUCUGUGAACUGAAUAAUUCGGUUGGACAAGAUAAAGCAGAAACGAAGCUGUUAGUGUCAGCCCCAUUGUCGGCGAAAAUCGAUCCGGAAUCGCAGACGGUGGAUGUCGGAAAAAUGGCCACUCUCAGCUGUCGUGUGAUGGGUCACCCAGUUCACUCUGUCGUCUGGUUGAAAAAUGGCAGCCCAUUGGUGGCGAACGGUCCCAUCAAGCUUGUCUCCAGGGACAUACUGCAAAUCAACCCUAUUCGAAGGGAAGAUUCAGGAAUGUAUCAAUGCUUCGUUAGCAAUGACCAGGAAGUCGUGCAGGGAUCAGCAGAACUAUUUGUGGCUGAGGACGCCCCCACUUUCACAUACGUCUUCUCGGAACAAGCUGUACACCCUGGAACAUCGGUGUCCUUGAAAUGCUCUGCUUCCGGAAACCCUCUGCCUCAAGUAACUUGGUUGGUAGACGGAUUCGCAAUCCCUGAAGCCUACCAUAUCAGGGUAGGUGAUUACGUAAGCGACGAACGGACAGUCAAUAGCUAUGUCAACGUAUCCAGCGUCACAGUGGAGGAUGGUGGGACGUACCAGUGCGUGGCUCAGAAUGGGGUCCAAGUAAUUAAUCAUUCCAGACGUCUCAAUGUCUUUGGUCCGCCCUUCAUACGGCCAAUGAGGAACCUCACAGCGCUGGAUGGUCAAAUCAUCACAGUGCACUGUCCAGUUUCUGGUUACCCAAUUACCAAAGUGUAUUGGGAGAGAGAUGGAAGACCUUUGCCUCACAAUCAUAGACAGAAAACCUUUCCCAACGGAACUUUGGUCAUUGAGGAUCUGCAGAGAUCACGUGAUGGCGGGAAAUAUCAUUGCGUCGCCGAAAAUAACAGAAGUCGAACAGCAAGAAGAGAUGUGUCGUUAAACAUAAUGGCUCCGCCAGUCGUUGAACCAUUCGCAUUUGCUUCCGGUUUAUCUGAAGGCAAGCGAGCCACAGUCACUUGUGUGGUGUCCUCAGGGGAUCUCCCGAUUCGCAUUUCUUGGAUGAAGGAUGGCCACCCCCUUCCAGACGACUUAAGAGGCUCCAUUAGUACAGUUAACGAGUUCACUUCCACUUUAUCUUUUAGCAGCGUUUCUCAGAUCCAUAAUGGGAAUUACACUUGCAUUGCUUCCAAUCCUGUAGCUUCAAGAAACCACACGGCGACCAUGAUUGUAAAAGUUCCUCCUAAGUGGAGAACGGAGCCAUCCGAUAAGUCAGUGGUGAUGGGUCAACCAGCUAUGUUUGAUUGCCAAGCAAGUGGAUAUCCUGAUCCAGUGAUACGUUGGAAAAAAUCUGCAGAGGGCUCAAAGACGCAGUUUCAAGUGAUCAUUAGCAACGAAAAUGUUCAAAUCUUGGAAAACGGCUCUCUUAUCAUCAAAGAAGCCUCGAAAGAAGACAGCGGACAUUACAUGUGCCAGGCGACUAAUGAUGUCGGAUCUGGUCUAAGCACUGUUGUCUAUCUCAAAGUUCAUGUUGCUGCUCAUUUCAAGGACAAAUUUAAAGCAAUUACUCUUACCAGAGGUCAAAGUGCAACGCUCACCUGCAGAGCAAUUGGUGAAAAACCUUUGGCGUUAUCAUGGGCCAAAGACAGGCAUCCCUUUGAUCCAUCUUUUGAACCAAGAUACUCGUUCGAAGAAAGGAUAUUCUCAGAAGGGAUGGAAGCCACGAUUAAAAUAUCUUCAGCUAACAGAAAGGACUCCUCACUUUUUACUUGCAUAGCUCAAAAUGCGUAUGGAAAAGAUGACACCAAUUUCCAAGUUAUAGUGCAAGAGCCACCGGAUCGUCCUGCAAGUGUGGAUGUCACAACGAAAGGGAGUCGGUCUAUAUCGAUUACCUGGUCCGCCCCGUACAGUGGAAACAGUCUCAUUUUGAAGUACAUUAUAGAGUACAAAUCAGCUAAAGAGCCAUGGACGCUUGCCAAAACAAUUGCGAUAGAUUCUUCAGACAUAAUGCAUACAAUACAGGGACUGGUGCCCCACACGACAUACCACAUUCGGGUGAAAGCAGAAAAUGCAGUAGGAAGCGGAGAUUUUAGUGAACCGAUAACUGUGCUCACAGACGGAGAAGCUCCAAGUGGCCCACCAAAGGAUGUUCGAGCCAUAGCUACAAGCUCAAGAAGUAUCCAAGUAACAUGGAAGCCUCCAUUGAAGGAAGAUAGCUUGUCUCCAAUAGAUGGUUACUAUGUUGGUUACAAAAGCCGUAACAGUGACCAAUAUGCCUAUAAGACACUAGAGACAUCUCUCGGCGGACUUCUGGAAUGCGAAAUAACGGAUCUCAACAAGAACACAAAAUACAAGGUUAUCGUUCAAGCCUUUAACAAUAAAGGAGCAGGGCCGCCUUCAGACGAAGCUCAAGUGCAAACUCUAGAGUUUGAUCCACCUGGUGCACCGACACUUCGAUUAGUUUCAGCCACAGCUUCGUCCAUUCAUCUAGCCUGGGAAAUGAAUGAGGAGAAUACUAAUCCUGUAUCAGGAUUCAUCUUGUUUCAAAAGUCUGAAGCCCCAGAAUGGGAAGAAGUUCAACUCUCAGAAGAGAGAAAUAGUUACGUUUUCUACGGUCUUCAAUGUGGAAUGAGAUAUCAAUUUUAUUUAGUCGCCUUCAAUGUUGCUGGCAGAGGCCAACCCAGUGACGUCAUUUCAGCCAGAACUGAAGGUACUGUGCCGAUAGCCCCAGUGAGAGAAAAUCUCCUGACAAUAAAUUCCACAUUCAUCAUCAUCCACCUCAUUAGCUGGAAGAGCGGGGGCUGUGCAAUCAAUUUCUUCGCCGUUCAAUACAAGCCACUCAACCAGCCGGAGUGGAUCCUACUAUCGAGUAAUGUGUUGCCAGAGCAAAAGACGGUCACCGUCACCGACCUGACCCCAGCCAGUCAUUACAUGCUACUUAUGACUGCCCACAACGAUGCUGGGACGACUGAGGCUGAAUAUCAGUUUUCGACUCUCACGCCGUGGGGAGCAACAGUUCCCCCAAUAACUUCAAUUCUUGACAACGAUAGAGAACUUUUCCAACAGCUGAAGAUAAUUAUUCCAAUAGCCUGUACUACUGUAGUGUUGGUGCUUAUUAUCACUGUAGCAUGCGUUGUUUUAAUUAGAAGGCGGAACUCUAAUCCAGAAGAACCUCAACAAGAGCGAGAGAUCUCCAAACCCGUCGACACAGUGCCAAUGACCGUCUGGGAGAAAUCCGGCAGGGGAGAUACCAGGCUCUCCCACAGUAGGGAGCAGCUGUACUUUCCUGCACCCUAUGCCACCUCACGAAUUUCCAUGUAUUCCGCAGACGGCGACCCGGAAGCUGCCCACCACCAGCAACAGCAGCAGCACCACCAUCACGAGCAGACCCACAACACGUGGAGAUCGGAAGAGCGGGAACACACGUACGACGUUCCCUUCAUGCACAGACAGAAUAUCAUCGUCGACGAAGAGGCCGGUGGACCGGAAGGACGUGAAAUUGGAUACCAGAUAGGCAGGCAUUUGUACUUAAACCCAGCGGUGGUAGAGCUUCCUCCAGAUGGAACUCUGCAGACUCACGACUUAGCUCUAAUACGAGAAAUUGCCGAAGCCAAAGUCCAAUCCUAUCUGUACUCCAAAUCCCCUAGACGGUCAAACUACAACAGGUCUUCUAAACACCACCAUCGCUCAAGAAGAAUUAGAAGGAAUGUUAUAAGACGGAGUGAAAUGCAAAGCGAGACGACAGAGGACACUGUGUAUUACAUCAGCGAUGCGGAGACCUCCCCUAGUCCUGGGGAGUCCUUCGAAUUCUCUGAAGCAGAAUGUGACAUGCAUCUCCGUCUUGCGAUGGAAGAGAGGCCUGUCUGACAGCCAAUCCAUUCCCCGAACGGACAUUGCCUGCCUGCGUGAGGUGUUAAAAAAAAAAGAGCUCAAGUUUCCAUCUGCACAGUUAAU